AUGGGCAACCCACGGGCGAUACAAUUCCUAUAUGAUACUGUAGCCCAUAGGAAACCAGAUUAUAUCUUUUUAUGUGAAACUUUGUGUCGUAAGGAUGUGUUGGAGCGAGUUCGAGCUAAGCUGAAGUUUGAAGGUAUGUUUGCGGUUGAUGCAUGUGGUAGGAGUGGGGGGGUUGCUUUACUAUGGAGGCAUAAGGAAGAUGUCAAAGUAUUGAACUAUGCCACUAAUUUUGUGGAUGUGGAGGUGCGGCCUACUGAUGUUGGGGAGUGGCGUCUUACGGGGUUCUAUGGGGAAUCUAAGAGAAGUUUGCGUGGGGCUUCCUGGGAGCAACUCCGGACGUUGGCUCGUGGAAACACUCUUCCUUGGUGUGUAAUUGGGGACAUGAACAAUGUUUUAUCUCAAGAGGACAAAAAAGGGGGACAUCUCUAUCCUAACUGCUUGGGAGUCGCAAAUUUCGCUUUGAAAAUUGCGGCCGGGAACCUCUGUGUUAUCGAAUUGGUAAAGGAGUGUUGGGAGGAGUAUAAUCUAGCGGGUAUCCAAGAGAAAAUACAACGGUGUGGGGAAUCUCUUUCGGUUUGGGGCAAAGAUUAUUCGGGUAAUUUUGCUUCUCGUAUACAAUAUUGGAAGAAGGAGGUGAGACGGUGGAAGCAAGGUAGAGAUCCUGAUGCUAUUUCUAAAUAUAAGGAAGCUGAGACAGAACUUUUUGAAGUUCUUACUCAGAAGGAGGUGUUUUGGCGUCAACGAUCGAAACAAUUGUGGCUUCAGGAGGGGGAUAAAAAUAGCAAAUUUUUCCAUGCAACGGCUUCUUCUCGGCGCCGUAUGAAUGCUAUUGAUAAACUCCAAUGCGAAGAUGGAAGUUGGGUUGGUAGGGAAUCGAAUUACAUCGGAUGUCAUGUGCUCUUGCUUCCAGAACACAUUUACUAG
This is a messenger RNA of Cannabis sativa, 924 nucleotides long. RefSeq lists its product as uncharacterized. Gene Ontology annotation, molecular function: catalytic activity. Lineage: Eukaryota; Viridiplantae; Streptophyta; Magnoliopsida; Rosales; Cannabaceae. Bases 1 to 924 code for a protein of 307 amino acids. The record is from RefSeq and is a predicted model, not a curated record. The transcript is spliced from 2 exons.